This is a messenger RNA of Heteronotia binoei (common prickly gecko), 759 nucleotides long. RefSeq names its product aminoacylase 3 (gene ACY3). The record is from RefSeq and is a predicted model, not a curated record. Lineage: Eukaryota; Metazoa; Chordata; Lepidosauria; Squamata; Gekkonidae. Gene Ontology annotation, molecular function: aminoacylase activity; hydrolase activity, acting on ester bonds.
AGGCACCGUCUUCAGCUAAGAACAUUUCUGAAACUCCAGACCAAUAUGUGGAGGUUCUGACUGACAGGAGCUGAACUUACCACAGUCAUGACACCUCCUCAUAGCCUCCCAUUCUUAAAACGAGUAGCAGUCUGUGGAGGCACUCAUGGAAAUGAGAUGUCAGGAAUUUUCCUGGCCAAGCACUGGUCACGGGACCCCUCUGAGCUGCAGCGUGACACAUUCCAUGUCACUCCCUUCCUGGGCAACCCUCAUGCAAUUGAAAAGAAUGUGCAUUACAUUGAGAGGGACCUAAAUCACACUUUCUCUGCUGAAUUCCUCAAUUCAAAGGAAGACAUAGAAUCCUAUGAGGUAUUAGAGCUUGGCCCACAGCCUCAAGGGGUACUACGAGCUGACCUCCUUGCUCAGAUGAGAGCUGUUAUGGCCUGUGCCCUGGACUUCAUUGAUCUUUUUAACAAAGGCAUGUUGUUUCCAGCCUCUGAGAUUGAUGCACAUAAGCUGUUCAGAGUAGAUUACCCCUGCUAUCCUGAUGGUGAGAUUUCUGCCGUGGUACAUUCAAAGCUACUAGAUAAAGAUCUCCUGCCCCUGAAGCCUGGAGACCCCAUUUUCCAGACAGCCAGUGGGGAGGAUAUUUCGUACAAGGGUGAUGACAUCACCUACCCAGCCUUUAUUAAUGAGGCAGCCUACUAUGAGAAGAAAGUGACCUUUGUCCAGAUGGAAAAACACACAUUCUCCUUGCCUGAACUGCAAAAGCAGCUUUAA